Messenger RNA from Geodia barretti, 2367 nucleotides. NCBI's taxonomy places the organism in Eukaryota, Metazoa, Porifera, Demospongiae, Tetractinellida, Geodiidae. The record is from the annotation of a GenBank genome assembly.
AUGCUAUACUCCUACACUGCACGUUCACAGCAGUCCUGCGCCAGGAGUCCUCUCUUGUCCGAUACCCGAACCGUCUCGCAAAACGCCCUCGACGACGCCCUUCCGAACGUCACAGUCAGUCUCUCGUUCGACACGCUGGACGGGCCGGUGACCAUCUACCGAGACGAGUACGGCAUUCCGCACGUAAAGGCCACGACCGUGCAUGACGCCUUCUUCGGUCAGGGGUUUGCGACGGCACAGGACCGCCUCUUCCAGAUGGACCAUGACCGCCGUUGGGCGUACGGGCGGUGGGCCGAGCUCGCGGGGGAGAGCGCCGUCGAGCAGGACGUGCUCAUGCGAAAGUUCCAGCUGCGCCGCUCGGUCGAACGGGACUAUGGGGCCAUCAACGCCGAGACGAGGGCGAUGUUCGAGGCGUAUGCGGAGGGGGUCAACGGAUUCAUCGAGACGACCGAAGCGCUGCCUGUCGAAUACGCGAUACUUGGAGAGUCGCCGGAGGCGUGGACGGCGAAGGACUGCCUGGCAGUAUUCAAGGCGCGGCACGUACUGAUGGGCCACAUGGAGGCCAAGCUGUGGAGGGCGAAGACGGUGGCGGCGCUCGGCGCAGAGCGGGCGGCGGAGCUCAUGCCCCAGUACGAAAAGGGGGGACUGCUGAUCGUUCCGCCGGGGGCGGAAUACCUCGGCGACAACUACGACGUGCUUGGCGGGUACGUGUCGGGAGCCGAGCACGUGGACGGGAUGGCGGAUGCCGACUCCGGCAGCAACAACUGGGCCGUUCACGGGAGCAGGACGACAUCGGGCAAACCCCUCCUGGCAGGCGACCCGCACCGCCCCAUCGAAACGCCGAGCGUCUAUUACCAGAACCAUAUCUCGUGCGACGAGUUCGACGGGAUGGGGCUGUCGUUUCCGGGGUGUCCCGGGUUUCCGCACUUCGGGCACAACGCCAGGGUGGCGUGGUGUGUGACGCACGCCGCGGCGGACUAUCAAGACCUGUACAUCGAGUCGUUCCGGGGCGGGUCAUCCCUUCAUUAUGAGCACAAGGGCAGCUGGAAGCACGCAGAGACUCAUGCGGAGGUGAUUCAGGUCAGGGGUGCCGAGGCGGUAGAGGUCGAGGUCACGACCACUCACCACGGUCCAAUCGUCGUGGGAGAGCCGAGCAGCGGGCGGGCGAUAGCUUUCAAGUACACUGCCACGGACGGACCGAACAUGGGCCUCGAAGCGCUCUUGAUGCAGCUUUGUUCUAGUUCCGUCGACGAGAUGGACGCCGCUAUGCGGGGCUGGGUCGACCCGUGCAACAACUACGUCUUCGGAGACGUUGAAGGUGACAUCGCCUAUCUUACGCGCGGCAAGGUACCGAUAAGGAGCAUGGCCAACGCGUGGCUCCCGGUACCGGGGUGGACGGGAGAGCACGAGUGGGAGGGAUUCAUCCCGUUCGAGGAGAUGCCGCGCAUUCGAAACCCGGAAAACGGGUUUAUCGUCACGGCCAAUAACAAGCAGGUAGACGACGACUAUCCCUACUACAUCAGCGUGCAGUACGCGACUGAGCACCGCGCACGGCGGAUCUAUGACCGGCUUGCGGAGAUGCCGAACGCCACGGUAGAGGACAUGGGCGACGUCCACGCUGAACGGGUGUCGAUUCCCGCACUGGCGUACCUGAAGCUUCUACCAGGAGUCGAGCCUGCGGACGAGCGAUCGGCUGAGGCGCAGCGGGUCCUCCUGAGGUGGGACGGGAAGAUGGACGUCGACGCCGCGGCCCCGGCCAUUUUCAGCGCCUUCCGAUACCACCUCGACGACACCAUAUUGCGACACCUCCUUGGACCUCUGGCCGACUAUGCCCUCAGCGCGGGCGGUCGCGGCGCGCCUCAUCAUGUGUCGCUUCUCAAGGCCCAUCUCGUCCGUAUGGCGGAGACCGACGACGCUUCCUGGCUGCCGAGCGGCGCGACGUGGAAGUCUCUUAAUGCCGAGGCGCUCGGAAACGCCGUCGAGUACCUGACGGACCGGAUCGGCAACGACAUGAAUGAAUGGACGUGGGGGAAGAUUCACCAGACGAACCGGCCUCACUGGCUUUCCAACGCCUACUCUUGGGCCGCGGAACUAGAAGGCCCGGCGAUGCCGCUCGGCGGUGACGGGGAUACUCCCCUGGCUGCCAGCUACUCGCACUCCGACCCGUUUGGGAUCGCCGGCUCCUCAGUCGCCCGGUAUAUCUACGACCUCAGCGACUGGGACAACUCGCGGUGGAUCGUGCCAUUUGGCGCGUCGGGCCAUCCGGCAAGUGCCCACUUCUCGGAUCAGUCGGUCCAUAUGGGCGGACGUAGAUUUCAUCCGUAUGACUAUAGCUGGAUACAGAUCGGAGUCGUUCGGCGGUCGUGA